Diceros bicornis minor is the source of this 2932-nucleotide messenger RNA. RefSeq names its product TNF receptor superfamily member 13C (gene TNFRSF13C). Gene Ontology annotation, biological process: positive regulation of B cell proliferation; B cell costimulation; tumor necrosis factor-mediated signaling pathway. Gene Ontology annotation, cellular component: external side of plasma membrane. NCBI's taxonomy places the organism in Eukaryota, Metazoa, Chordata, Mammalia, Perissodactyla, Rhinocerotidae. The record is from RefSeq and is a predicted model, not a curated record. Gene Ontology annotation, molecular function: signaling receptor activity. Bases 38 to 667 code for a protein of 209 amino acids. The transcript is spliced from 3 exons.
GACUCAGUCCCCGCCUGGUGUGCGCGCCAUCAGCAGCAUGAGGCGAGGGGCGAGGAGCCUGAAGGGCAGGGACGGGUCGGCGCCCACGCAGUGCGUCCAGGCCGAGUGCUUCGACCCGCUGGUCCGCAACUGCGUGGCCUGCAGGCUCCUCCGGACGCCCGAGCCUAGACCGGCCUCGCCUCCCUCCGACCCUCCCCCUCUCCGGCCGUCCCUCCUCUCCGCCCCCUGCCCUCCCUCCCCGUCCCCUCCAGCAGCCGCGGGGAGCAGCCUGGCGCCUGGCACGGCUCUGCAGCCGGAGGAGUCGGUGGGCGCGGGGGUCGCCGAGGCCGAGGCCACGCUGCCGCUCCCCGCGCUGCUCUUCGGCGCCCCCGCGGGGCUGGGUCUGGCGCUGGCCCUGGUCCUGGUGGGCCUGGUGAGCUGGCGGUGGCGGAGGCGGCGGCUCGGCGGGGUGGCUGCCUCCGAGGCCCCGGACGGAGACCAGGACGAGGCCCUGGACAAUGUCAUCGUCGUCUCCCCUGGACUGCUUGAUGCCAAAACUCCCAUCUGGCCUCCACCCAGAGAAGACCCAGAUGCCACCCCACCUGCCCACAGUGUCCCUGUGCCAGCCACAGAGCUGGGCUCCACUGAGCUGGUGACCACCAAGACGGCUGGCCCUGAACAACAGUAGCGAUGGAGGGGGCAGGAGGUGGCCCUUGCUCUCCCUGUGAAUUUGGCUAUUCACACCAGCACCCACCUGCCCAUUUUCUGGGAGCCAGGCUGCUCCCCCACUAACCCUGCAGAACCACAGACACCACAGACCACAAGGUUCAGCUGGCAUAGCAUCAUAUGGCACGUUAGCAUUUGGCUUAAAACCAUACCAUUUUUGGCAGCCCUCGAAGGUUGUGGCUGAGCUCCUGUGUUUUUGAGUGGUUAAGGCACUUUGAGUAGCAGGUUUUCCUUUUAGAGUGGGAAAGCCACCAUUAAGCCAGAAUGAAUCUAGGUAAAGGACCAAGUGAUAUAGGAUGCUUAAUUUGUAGCUAGGUGUUAUAUUUUUUUUAAUACUUGCUCUCUGAGCUGUUCUGCUUUUAACCUGAUGCAAAUGGCAGCAAUGAGUAACCAACUGGCAGGUUUGCUUUGGGAUUUAGUACAAGAUGAUUUUUAGAAAUAGCCUAGAUUGUGCUGAUUCUUGUGUAUCUGUACCCUAGGGUCAACCUUGAGCUUGGCCCAAUCUGCUAGGACCUAUGAUGCCAUUUUCUCCCUGGAGGCAGCUUCCAGAGCCCAAGGCUUACACUUGGGAGGAAGUCUACAGCCUCUGGGGCUGGACUGCAAGCUCAUGCUGAAGGCACACUGGCAGACAUCUCCCUCAGAGAUCACUGGGGUCCCAGUUGCCUCCAAGGCACACUCAGCUGUACGCAGGGCAGGGCUCAGGACCUACAGGAGGCUCCUUUGUACAGAGGCCAGGGCAGGCCUGUAGCCUUGAACCAGCUGGACCUGAUGUCCCUUGAGCUCCCUUCUCUCUGUGGCCUGCCCUCCUCAAGCACUAGGCUCUGAGUGCUGGGGCCACUUGGCCGUACUGUGCCAGCCCCUGGAGUCACCCACCAUCCCAGUGGAACUACUCCUCUGACAGCGGUGUCCCUUGUUUGGGGCCUGGAGUGAAGACCUUCUCUUUCAGUACUGGACCACACUGUACACUUGGUCAGCUGCUUCCUCUCCUGCUGGCUCUCCGACACAGGGUUAAAACCUCCUGACCUGGACUCUGCCCUGGACAGUGUCCUUGGAACUUGUCACGGCUUAGCACCCUUGGAAGGAGCACUGGACUGGGAGUCAGAAGAUGGAGUUCUGGGUACCAUUUUCUCCCACUGUAGGGCCUUGGACACGUUCUGUUCCAUGCAUGAGAUGCUUUCUGCCUACCCUUUCCUGACCUGCCCAUCAGAGCUGCCUGGCAGACACCUGCCCUUCCUGUCCACCCCUUUCCCAACUCAGAAGACAGCGGCCAGCAGCUUUGGAGCCCCCAAGAUCUGGACACUCACAUCGAGGUCUCUUCCUAGCUGCUCCCUCCCUGAGCCCAUCUCAGAUGCCCCUCCCCCCAGGCUGCCAGGUGGCUGGAGUGAGGUCAGGUGGCAGGCAGUAGGCAGGAAGGUGGGGGGCAGGCCCAGAAAGGGCCCAGCCAUCCACUCCCCUCCAUCUAAGGGUUGGGGGAGUAUGAGCUGUUCCCAGCCACCCUUAUCUCCCACCCCACCUUUUCCACCACAGCCAGGGGCGGCUGGGCCCUGGAGGCAAAACAAGUGGGUGAAACCCCUCUGGGGCCCAGACAUGCAAAGCUCUGGCACCACUGGGUCCCGGCUGAACCUCUGGCUGGUAUGCAGCUUCCCCUCUGGUCUCAGUUUCCUUUUCUGAAAAAUGGGGGUUGGAUACAAAGUUCUCCUCCCGGCCUAUGGCCCUCAGAGGAGAAGGACUGGAAAGAAACUUAGGGAACCCUCACUUCCCCAUUUUACAGAUGAGGAAACUGAGGCCCAGAGAGGGAGGAGACUUGGCAUCGUUGUCAUCCAGCAAAUAACAGAAGGAAAGUUCCUUGGGGAAGAACCAGGAGCAGAGGCCCAGGGAGAGGUGGGCAAGGAGGGGGUCAGUCUCCCCCAGCCCAGAAAAGGGCCCCACCUCCAAGGGACCUCUAGUCGCCAGCCUUCUGUCCUAGGUGUUGCUUUCCAAGGAGCCUUCAUGAGGUCACUGCGUUUGAUCUUCAUGACAGCACUUGGAGGAGGGACGUGGGUGUUUGUGUUUGCUUUUAAAAAGCAUUUUUUAUUUGUAGACACUUUGGAAAGUUCUGGACAGUAAUCCAGGGUGGAGUCUAUGGAGAAAUGACCCAUAAUCCAGUGAAGCCAGGCCCCUGAGGGGUGGGUUCUCCUACAGAAUUGUAAUCAUUCUAUACAGAUAAAGCCAGCUCUUGACCAUCGCA